Messenger RNA from Pterocles gutturalis (yellow-throated sandgrouse), 261 nucleotides. RefSeq names its product loricrin-like. Bases 1 to 261 code for a protein of 86 amino acids. The transcript has a single exon. The record is from RefSeq and is a predicted model, not a curated record. NCBI's taxonomy places the organism in Eukaryota, Metazoa, Chordata, Aves, Pterocliformes, Pteroclidae.
AUGGGCUCCUGCCAGGACAAGCACCAGUGCCACGGGCAAGAACAAUCCUCAUAUCAAGCCAGUGGAGGGUGCCACGGGAGCAGCGGAGGAUCCGGAUGCCAUGGGAGCAGCGGUGGGUCCGGAUGCCAUGGGAGUGGAGGAUCCGGAUGCCACGAGAGCAGCAGUGGAUCUGGAUGCCAUGGGAGCAGUGGUGGAUCCUACCAUGGAAACCCACAGGAUUACCAGCAGCAAAUUUAUCAAGCAUCCUCAGAGAUGAAGUGA